Messenger RNA from Zootermopsis nevadensis, 1742 nucleotides. RefSeq names its product lipopolysaccharide-induced tumor necrosis factor-alpha factor homolog. The record is from RefSeq and is a predicted model, not a curated record. Lineage: Eukaryota; Metazoa; Arthropoda; Insecta; Blattodea; Termopsidae. Gene Ontology annotation, molecular function: zinc ion binding.
UUCGAGCAGUCUUAUAUGGUAAUUCGUUUGUUAACGGUGGCUGACAACAGGUGGGAAUCUCAAAGCAAGAAAACAAGAAGCAAGAAUAUACUGUGUUGCUCCUUGAGGCGAACGAGACGACGUGACAGUUGCGUUCUGAACUGCGUGGCGGCUGGUACUUCACCACAUUCGAACUUCACCAUGUCGAAAUCAGCAGAGACACAGGGGGCUCCACCACCAUAUGGAAUGAAUCCGCAACCAGCAUAUGGAGUGAAUCCGCAACCAGCAUAUGGAAUGAAUCCAAUACCCCAAGUUACGCCUACAGUUAUUGUGCAAGCUCCAAUGCUGGGGUCUGCCCCAUGCAACUUACAGUGCCCAUCAUGCCAUGCUUCAGUUCAAACAAGAGUAGAUUAUGAACCCAACACCAAGACACAUUUGUUUGCUCUGCUUCUGUGCCUCAUAUGCUGUCCCUGUGCCCUGAUUCCAUAUUGUACAGACAGCUGCAAGAGUGCCAACCAUUACUGCCCCAGUUGUGGAACCUUUCUUGGAACCUACAGUGACUGAACAUAUGCGAGAGAAGUCUGUGAUGAUAACAAUGCUUUAAUCAAGAAAUUAAUCUUUAAAAGUUGUCAUUAUACUAUACUGUUACUGUGUCUUGAGCGUGAAGUGGUACAAUGUGACAAAUUCAAUUGAAAAUUGAUAAAUUCAUUUAAUAAUUUGAAGAAAAAAAAAUUAUAUGUAGAUUUUUAUGAUGUAAAUUUCUUGUAUUUGACGUGAUUAUGGAUCAUUUUAGUGCUUUCAAUUGACUCAAUCCAUUCGCACACAAACACUUGUGGAUGAUUUAUUUUGACCUGUUGUGAUUACAAAAUAUAUUUUGCACUCUUCCCUUGAUUUGACUUACAGGCACAGGAAUAAUCUGAGUUACAAAUGUCCAAUUGCAUAUGAACAAAGUAUUACCUAGCUUCAUAUUUUAAUAAAUCAGACUGUUCAGACAUCACUUUUGAUAACUACUUACAGUGUCAGAGUGCAGCAUCUAAUUUUCAAGGGAUAUUCUGCAGCCCUUAAUACUGCCCUGAAUUUAGCUUUUUAACAUCUCCUUCUGUCUCUUGAUCCUCACAUAAUUAAACGCACAUUUCUUGUGGAACGUAAUUUCCAUUAAGGAAGGCAGUGUCAAAAUACAAGGAAAUUAUAAAAUGUUAUUUAUUGUCCAGGUUUGUUACUGAAAAACCGUAUUGCUUUGUAGUAUUAUUCGUUACAAGUGCAAUACAUUUCAUCUUAAUUACGGAUUAAACAGGUAACCACGAAACCUUACCACCAUUUAUAAGACUCUGCGAAGCCAUGGUCCAAUUUCUGAAAAAAAGAUCUACAGAUGAACUUUGAUACACAACAAAUUUCUAAUGCAGGGAUCUGUGUGUGUAUCUAAAAAUGAAUAAAUGUACCCACAAGUGGUAUAUAAAACAUUUGAACUGUCAAUUACAACUAGAGGUUAGUGAGCUCAACACACAUAUAUUAAAUAUUUGUCUGUUACCUCUUGUGGAGAAUAUUCAAGGUACAAUUCAAUUUCUGCAUUCCAAAUAUAAAUAUAGUUUGCUCUAAUUAAUGUUUUAAGUGUCCCACAUUGAACUGUUUGUGGUUUCUUACAAUAAAUAUUUGUUAUACAUUGAAUAACAAGCCAUAUGUUAAAGUAUUUUAUUAUUCAGUAGCAUAUAAACAUGUAUUCUGUAUAAUACUGAAAUAAUAAGACAUACAAGUCUCUUAACAAA